UGGGCAAAUUAAUAUUUUCAGGUGAUUAUUCGGACAUGGCAGACUGCUCAUAAAAUGAAACUACAAAGAGGAAGAUCAAUUGAGCCAAUUGGUUCUGAUAAUGAUAACUUCCGUAUAAAGCGCUUCAUAGCAAAAUACACCAUAAAUCCAGCAAUUGCUAAUGGAUUCUCACAGCAUGUUGGCUCAGUUGAGGCUGGGAAGUUUGCUGAUCUUGUUAUGUGGACGCCUUCUUUCUUUGGUGCAAAACCAGAAAUGGUGAUCAAAGGUGGUGUUAUUGCGUGGGCCAACAUGGGUGACCCAAAUGCUAGCAUCCCCACUCCACAGCCGGGAAACACAAGGAAAAAGUUGAAGCAGUUUAGACUCAGUCUUCUGUUUGCGCGUGAAGUAGAAAGUGGAGUGGUCUUAGUAGAGUAUGUGUGUGAUAAGCAGAAAGGAGUGAGGGUUCGACUUGUGAAGGAAGGAUUGGCUGUAGAAGUGAAGCAAGGAGUGGAGAACAGGGAUCGGCCGCGAGAGAACAGUGGCAUUGAGGAGAAUUGGUUCUUGGUGGGUAAGAAGCAAAGAAACUUCUGCUGA
Molecule: messenger RNA, 573 nt
Organism: Dendrobium catenatum
Lineage: Eukaryota; Viridiplantae; Streptophyta; Magnoliopsida; Asparagales; Orchidaceae
Product: urease-like
Exons: 5
Coding region: 55-573 (172 amino acids)
Molecular function (GO): nickel cation binding; urease activity
Source: RefSeq, a predicted model, not a curated record